CUUAUCCUGGACUGUGACCCUCUGUCCUUUACACUGUACUACGCUAUAUCCCUCCGAAAUUUCCCACCCGGAGAUAUACCUUUCAUCAGUGCUCGUAUGUAUUCUCACCUUUCGUGUGUUGACAUUGGUUGAUUGAAAGAUACCAAGAACAUAAGACCAACGUAAGCAAUUAAGCUUCAGCACAAACGAGUGAAGAACUAGGAGACUUGCCAACAACCAACUUGCGGACCUCAACAUUGCUCACCCGGUGUUCUCAUCAUACCUGUGCAUUACUCCAUAAGCACCGACCUACAGCUUGGAAUGGUUUACCUCAGAAUGUUAUCCUUGUAAUUUUCAUGGAAUCGCAAUCAAGUUCAUGUUUCAAUCGGUGUAGAAACUUCUCCGCGCCUUCUACCGAUCCCAUAACAGUCCCCCUUGUUGGAGAGCCUGCACGGCAAACCGAUGAGCAUUCUGCACCCUCCCCUGUGGAACCCAUACGGUUCCGUCGUGCAUCUUUCUCCCUUUCCGGGGAACGGCCAACGGCUUUGGAUGAUUUAGUCGACUUGGCUUCGUUACAUGCUGCUAGUGCGGCGGCAACCCGUGAGGCGGCAACAAUCAAGUCACUCGUUUCACCUACUCCAGAACUCGCGGAUUCAGUCGAUACAAUGAGCAUGCUGGAUCCUGCGGCAUAUCCGCGUGCAUGUGCGGUUCCCACGGCGGCAUGCUUGUCGACACCAUCUUUUCCAUUCGCUGAACACAUCCAGUCUGGUACUACCAAUGUCACAUGGCUCGGCACUCCAUCGUCUCUGCCACAGAAGUGCUCGGAUGAAAGUGGGCGACACCAUGACGAGUUCGUAUGGUAUAACACGAAUUCAUUUCCAAGAAACCCGCUUACCUCACAGUUGGUGUUGAAGUAUUUAGCUUCGAUGGCCACUGGAGCGGCCGAACCUGAGUCCGUGAUUUCACCACCUCUUCGAUCAGCUCCAGUCAUUGGACAAAACAUCCCUGGCAUGUUGCCACUUUCCUCCUCACCACUCGACUCAAUGACUCUGCCGUCGCAGUCGUUGUAUCGUGGUCACGCUGCGUUACCAAUCUCGUCCCACAAGCUCCAACUGACCUCGCAUGGAACCCUCUGGCCAACUCGUGGCCGGUCUCCUGGGUUCACCGAGAUUUCCUCUUCUGCUGGAGUCAGUGACGCAGAGACUUGGUCAUGUUCUAAUAUGCAGGGGUACAUGUCGGAUAAUCCAAUGCUUGAAGCCACUUCAGAAGCUAAGCAACUACGAUUAAUGGGCGAGAGGCUUGAGGCAGACUUGUAUCGGUCAACCGCAUCUCUUCCCAGAUCGCCCAAGAAGAAGCGCUCUUGUUUGCGGAGUCGCGGUAUCGCAGCUGGCAACUUGUCUGCAUCCAUCUCGGGACUGGACACAGCUCCACUAUGCGACGAUAUGCACACCCCAAUGCGGGCAGAUUUGUCACGGUUUAGUGCAAGUUUUCAUUUACUCCCGACCCGAACACUCUGUACUCCAUCGUCCACUACAAGCACCGAUCGCGGUAGUCAACCUUCCGUGGACCCAUCCACGACCGCCAACCAUAGUAUCCCACGGUUUCGUUCCUUUUUAGCUCAUUUGAAGUCCCACACUUCGGAGGAGGAUAACGAAAAUUACAUUUACAUGGGCGAUGAGAUCAGAGCUCGAAGAGCGAAUGCCUUAGCUGUUAAUGUAAUUUCUCCUGUUUCCUUCUAGCCACGGCACUGCUUUGCGUUCUCCUGAUCGAUUUGGGCUACCCCGUCAUCUAUACUAUUCAUUGCGUUUCAUAUCUCAUGGCGGCCACCCUAGCACGACUGGUUUUUUUUACUUAGUAACUAUCUGGGCGUCACUAUUCACAGACUCUGACUUGGUCCUCCUACCUUUGCGUACCUUGCUUUUUUCAUUUUUUUGAUUCCACAUGUUGUCCUUCUGCUUCAUCAGUAUUUUCCAUGUUUCGCCUUUCUGAUUGUGUUCAUUUUUUCACUAAAAUCAUCUAAUUUGCGCAUUUAUCUCCCAUUCGCCAAUUAUUAUCAAGCGAGCCGCGUGUAAUGUUUACUAUUUUCAUUCUUACCCACCUGAUUCUAACUUUCCGCGUGCCGGCAUAAUUACUUAACUCCCAGUUGUCUCUUGCCAUUUCUACACGCCGGCCAUGUGCUUUACGUACCGAUUUCGGGGUUCUGCGAUAGUCUGUGACGUUCCAGAUGUAAGUUGCAU
Messenger RNA from Dicrocoelium dendriticum, 2216 nucleotides. The record is from the annotation of a GenBank genome assembly. Lineage: Eukaryota; Metazoa; Platyhelminthes; Trematoda; Plagiorchiida; Dicrocoeliidae.